AUGAAUUUCAAUACUCUUUUAUUGGAAAAAGAUAAUGAUCUUCGUAGUUUAGCAUUGAGAGAAAUGUUAAACUAGGUGGAUCAAAACUGGUCAGAGAUAUCUGAAUUACUUAGUUAGAUAGAAACAUUAAGUGAAGAUCCCAAAUUUCCCGAAAGACAACUAGCCUCUUAUUUAUGCGCCAAGAUUCAAUACCAUCUGGACAACUUCGAUGAAUCUCUUAAUUAUGCUUUGUAGAGUGGACAAUAUUGGUAAUCAGAUUUGAAUGAUAAGUUUAAUCAAUGUUUAAUAAAACAUUGUAUUGAGUAAUAUCGUUAAUCAGGAAAGGCAUCUGAAGAAAGAAUAAGACUGAUUAAACACAUUUUGUAAUUGUCAUGUGGAUAAAAUAAUCACAUAUCCGCCAUAGGAGUAGCAGUUGAAUGCAAAAGGAUUGAUUGGGUAUCUGAAAUUCUGGUUAAAUGGGAUUACCCAGGUAAAAUGAUAUCUGUACUUCAUCUGUUCAAUACACAGAGAGGAGAAUUCAAAGAAUAAUUGUUAAGACUUUCAGUCGAUCUAAUAUAUAAGGAGGCAAAACAAGGUCAAAUUCCAAAUGAAGAAUGGGGCCAAUUUGUCACUGUCUUAAUUCAAUUGGGAGAGGCUAUUAAAGUUGCUGAAAUCCUUUGGACCUUGGUCACGAAUGAAAAUCAUUACAAAUUACAAACUGGUACUCCAUUGCUCUUGGCUGAACAACUAUGCAUAGAUUUAGCAUAAAAUUAAAAACCACAAUUUAUCCAGAAGAUUAUUGCCGCUUUGCCUAUUGAUCAAUAAUUCCAAGAAGUCAGAGACAAAUUAAUUAAAUUGCUAUCAGGAGAAUAACAAAGAAAAGCAUAUUUGCAUUUUUUGAAGAAUCACAGACAAGUUGAUAUUGAAAUCUUAAAUAAAAUCAAAGGUGCAAACGAUCCCAAAUAAUCCAGUGUUUUACAUGGUGCAUGCAUGUUCGGUCAUGCCUUAGCAACAGCAGGCACAUAAGAUACAUCUUUCUUAUAGGCAAAUUAAUAAUGGGCAACCAAAUGCAAUUAUUGGUAGAGAUUCACUGCUACAUCUACUUUGGGAAUGAUUCAUAAAUACAAUAUUGAAGAAUCCUAAUAAAUUAUGGCAACUCAUUUAGCCUAGACCAAUCCAUUUGAAAUUGGUGGAGCCCUAUAUGGAUUAGGACUUAUUCAUUUUGGAACUUAAGACCAGUAACUGUUACUCAAAUUUUCAGAUCACAUGAAAUCCUAAAAAGAAUAAAUAAUCCAUGGAGCUUGCUUAGGUUCAGGAUUGGUGGCAUUUGCUUCUGAAGAUGAAAAAUUAAAUUAAGAUUACAAUAAUCUGGUUUCCAAAAAUGAAUCAGUCUAUGGAGAAGGUGCCAGCAUUGGUUAUGGUCUAUUAAAUGCUGGAUCUGGAUCUAUUGAAUAAUGCAAACGUCUCUUGGUGUUGGCUGGUCAAUCAGAUAAAGACAAGAUAGUUAGAACCUUGUCAUUAUCAAUUGCUUGUAUACUCUUUCAUUAAGAGGAUAAGGCUGAUGUGAUUAUCGAUCAAAUGUUAUAAUCAAAUGAUCCAUUAAUUAGAUAUGGUGGUUGUUUCACCUUAGCUUUUGCAUAUGUUGGCACAGGAAGCAAUAAGAUCAUUUAAAAAUUGUUGUCAAUCUCAGUAAAUGAUGUUUCUGAAGAUGUCAGAAGAGCAGCUGUCAUCUCAUUUGGUUUCUUGAUGUUUAAGAAUUAUGAAGCAUUACCAAAAAUUAUGAGAUUAUUGACAUUAUCCUAUAAUCCCCAUAUCAGAUACGGAACUGCAAUUGCUUUAGGUAUUGCAUGCGCUGGAACUCUGUAUGCAGAUGCCAUCUCUGCAAUUGAACCAAUGUUAACGGACACCGUUGAUUUUGUCAGACAAGGUGCCUUGAUAGCUUUGGGAAUGAUUCUAUCUUAAGGAAACAAAGAUCAGGAACCUAAAUUUGAGCCAAUUAUGAAAUCAAUAAAUGAAAUUGCUGCUAAAAAACAUGAGACUGUUCUAACAAAGUUGGGAUUAGCCAUUUUCUAAGGAUUACAAGAUUGCGGAGGUAGAAAUUUGACAGUCUCACUGUAAAGCAGAUAAGGAGUGCCAAAAUUAAAUGCUUGUGUUGGUAUGUUAUGGUUCUUAAACUAUUGGUACUGGUAUCCUUGUUUAAGUAUGAUAUCGAUUGCUUUAUAACCAGCCGUCUUUAUUGGUUUAAACGAAAACCUUGAUAUUCCAAGAGACUUCCAAUUAUAAUGUAAUACCAAGUAAUCAGUUUUCGAUUAUCCUCCUCCAUAGAAAAAAUCAGAAAAACCAAUUGCUGAGAAGAAGACUGUGCAAUUAAGUACAACUCAGAAAGUGAGAGCUAGGACUAAUAAGAAAGAUCUAGAAAAGAAGCAAAUUGAUUCAGCAUCUCAAGGUGUCAUUUCCAGAGAACAAUCAAAAAUGAGUUUAGAGUAGCAACCAAGUGAAAUCAUCAGAUAACCAAGUCUUGUAGAGGAAUAAGACAAGAAAUAGGCUGCACCAAAGGAUGAACCAAAUCAAUAUAUUAUAUCAAAUCCAUGCAGAAUUUUAGAUAAACAAAAAAAACACAUCUAAUUAUUAGAGGGAAGUCGUUAUUAGCCACUCCUCAAAGAUCGUAAAUAAGGUUUGGUGAUGUUGAUUGAUAGUGAGCCUACACAACCUGCUGAUGUGAUAUCUCUCACAGUUAAACCAAAACAACCUAUAAUUGAACAAGUUGUAAAUUAAUAACCUGCUCCACCUAAUUAAGUGCCAGAAGAAUUUGUGUUCGAUGAAGCUCUUUAGAAUGAAGAACAAAAGCCAUGAGAAGAACAUAAUAUAAAUAUAUA
Paramecium tetraurelia is the source of this 2855-nucleotide messenger RNA. RefSeq lists its product as uncharacterized. NCBI's taxonomy places the organism in Eukaryota, Ciliophora, Oligohymenophorea, Peniculida, Parameciidae. The record is from RefSeq and is a predicted model, not a curated record. The transcript is spliced from 4 exons. Gene Ontology annotation, molecular function: enzyme regulator activity. Gene Ontology annotation, biological process: regulation of protein catabolic process; proteasome-mediated ubiquitin-dependent protein catabolic process. Gene Ontology annotation, cellular component: nucleus; proteasome storage granule; proteasome regulatory particle, base subcomplex.